Fonsecaea monophora is the source of this 1725-nucleotide messenger RNA. RefSeq lists its product as hypothetical. The record is from RefSeq and is a predicted model, not a curated record. Bases 1 to 1725 code for a protein of 574 amino acids. NCBI's taxonomy places the organism in Eukaryota, Fungi, Ascomycota, Eurotiomycetes, Chaetothyriales, Herpotrichiellaceae. Gene Ontology annotation, cellular component: mitochondrion. The transcript has 5 exons.
AUGUAUGAACCUCUCAGUUUGAGUUGGUGGAAUCGCAUCUCCUCCUUGAUUAUUAGACCCAGGCGAUCUCUACGAGAUGUUCCGUGCGCCACCAGCCCUUCCUCACCAGCACGGGGCAUCCGCCUUUCCCACCCUCUCUCCGCACCGCGGUCUUAUUCCUCUUGCGACACCGACAAUGAAUCAUUCUACCGCUAUUCGGGCGGCCGCUGGCUGUGGGACGAAGAGAAACAGCUCCAGACUCGGUACAAGCGGUUCAACGUACCGGAGCUCCAACGCCUUGCGGCCAAGAGCGUCGAAGCGCAGGCUUGCGUGUCUAUGAUAAAACUGGCCGAAGGCGGGUUCAACAAAGUCUUUCGGCUUGUCAUGGACGAUGAUUCCGUAGUCAUUGCACGUAUACCAAAUCCCAACGCGGGACCUUCAUUCAAAACCACUGCUUCAGAAGUCGCAACUAUGGACUUUGCUCGCACCAUUCUCAAAAUCCCAGUCCCGAAGGUUCUGGCAUGGAGUGGUUCGUCUAAGAACCCCGUGGGGUCGGAAUAUAUCCUGAUGGAGGAAGCCAGUGGAACACCUAUCUACAAGGUGUGGGAAGGCAUGGAGAUUCAUGACAAGCUCAAAAUAGUCGACGACAUCGUGGACAUUGAGAAGAAACUCCUAUCAAUCUCAUUUACACGUCACGGGAAUCUUUACUUCGCGGCUGAUGCCUUUCCCGGCUGUGAGAAAGCCGAAAUUGAUGGCAACGCUAUGCAAUCGGAGAGAGAAGAGACAGCAAAACGCUUUGUCAUUGGGCCCGUUGUUGACACACGAUUUUGGAGUCAAGGCAGAGACGCCAUGGAUAUCGAUCGUGGUCCUUGGAAGAAACCUGAAGAUUACCUGAAGGCCAUAGGUGAUCGCGAAAUCUCCUGGAUACGUCAGUAUGCUACUCCGAAGCCUUCACACGGCUCAUUUUCUGUUUCCGGAGCGCAGAAUACUCCGAGUUCCCAUGUUGCGCUCUAUGAGAAGUUUCUAGCUGUUGCAGAUUCGCUACUACCGAAAAAGCAGGAUUUGGUCAGAUCCACGCUCUGGCAUUGGGACAUACAUGCCCCCAACCUUUUCGUUCAUGAUGGCAAAGUAACCAGCCUCAUUGACUGGCAAGACGUGUGGGCUGGGCCUUUACUCCUUCAAGCACGUCAUCCACGACUUGUCAGGUAUGAUGGGGAAGUCAUGCUGAAACUGCCCGAGUAUUUUGGUACUCUAGUCGACAAGGAAGAAAAGGCCCGCAUUCGAACUCAGGUCGAAAGGUCCCUUGUCCUUUGGGUAUACGAGUCUGGAACCAAGAAAUGUAACCCGAUUCUCCACGAGCUGUCUCAGCUGCCUCAAUGGCGCACGAUACGUGACACGAUUGAAUUCGCAUCGAACACAUGGGAAGGGGACAUUUUACCUUUUCGACAAUGUCUUAUUCGUAUCGCACGCCACUGGGACGAGAUUAACUGCCAUAUACCCUGCCCGAUAGGCUUCACCGGAGACGAGUUGGAAGCACAUCACCGAGACGGGGACGGCUGGAACGAGGAAGCAGAAUUCUGGGACUCACUACAGGACUUCGUCCACCGUGACGGAUGGACUUCGAAUGAAACCUACGACCAGGCGCUUCAGAUGUUUGCACAAUUAAGACAGCGAGGAUUACAGCACUUGACUGGAGAAGAGCGACGCCAUUUUGAGAAACAAACUCGAUGGGCUUCAACAACAUAG